Molecule: messenger RNA, 1192 nt
Organism: Larimichthys crocea (large yellow croaker)
Lineage: Eukaryota; Metazoa; Chordata; Actinopteri; Sciaenidae
Product: VMA21, vacuolar ATPase assembly factor
Exons: 3
Coding region: 20-331 (103 amino acids)
Biological process (GO): vacuolar proton-transporting V-type ATPase complex assembly
Cellular component (GO): endoplasmic reticulum membrane
Source: RefSeq, a predicted model, not a curated record
CCACAACACACACAGACACAUGGACGGAUCUGUCAGAGCAGCUUCAGACGGAGCAGCUGGGCCGCCGCCGUAUUACAGAGGCAAUGAGAGCUCGCUGGUCUCAGCCCUGAAGACUCUGCUGUUCUUCACCAUCCUGAUGGUCACGCUGCCCAUCGGACUCUACUUCGCCUCCAAGGCGUACAUCUUUGAGGGUUCGAUGAAGAUGUCGAGCUCUGACAGCUACUUCUACGCAGCCAUUGUUGCAGUGCUCGCUGUACAUGUGGUUUUGGCUUUGUUUGUUUAUGUCGCCUGGAACGAAGGCGCGCCUAAAGGGAAGGGCAAAGACGAUUAAAGGCACGUCUUUAUCAGGCUCGUAAGACCGCAGGACGUGGACAGACACGGGCAUGGAACCACAGCUCCCCCACCAUGGGCUCCGGCACUAAACACAACACCGUCUACCAACCAGACUGUUAGGGGAUCUGGUUUGCGCUUAGGCUUUAACUCAAGGUUGAAGCAAGAAACUACUUUAUUAUUCCCUGGCAUGGGGGAGUGCAGGCUGUUGGGUGUGUUUUUUCACCAGCCUCAGCAGGCCCGCUUUUCGACUUUUUCUUCUCUGAAAUUGUUACUUUUGUUUGACAGAGGACAGCCCCUGUUUUUAAGAGGCUUUGUUAUACGCUGCCAUUAGGCUAGAUUCUAUAAGUCCCUUCACAGUAAAGAGUUUGUAAUGUAGGAAAACAUUGUGGGUUUUGGAUGCUGCGUGCAUGUGCACACACACACGCACGCUGUAUGUACUUAUAACGUGUACGUAUGAGGGAACGUUCUCCAUCCAGCCUCUGAAAGUUUCCAUACUGAUUUGUUAAUUGUUCAUUCUGUCCACAAAUCCCAGCUCUUAUCUGGAUACAUUUAAAGAUUACUCCUAACUUCAGUAUAAACCCCAUAAUGUGCUUAACUUUCCUGCUGUGUUAUGGAUCAGAAUCCUUAUGAUGUCUUAUCCUUUCAAGUGUUUGUGUGUGUUUUUCUUUUUUUUUUUGUCUGUAAAGUGUUUGCGAACUGUAGUCCGGUGAUAUUUUGGAACUUUGAAUUAGGAAAUUAUUGCAAGAUCACACUGUAUUUGAAGUGUUUUGUGUUGAAGAUGGUGAUGUGAGGAUGCAGAUGUGAAGUCGCUGUGAUACAGAUGAGGAUGUUGACUUGCUCAAAUAAACUUGAAAAAUUA